CAAAGAAGAGAACGUUGAGAGCACCAAUGAGUGAGAGCCACGGCUGGGUUCGCUGCAACUUUUGGUGCUGUGCGUGGAGGCUGUCGGGUGUGGAGUGUAAAAGAGGCAGAUUGGGAGCCCGGGGGCGGCGUGUCUGCAGCAGCAAUGGCCCCGUUUGCAAGAAACCGCCUUUUGUGGGGAACAGUAAGCUGCACAUUCUUUCUGGCUGUUAACAGCUUGUAUUCCUCCAGUGAUGAUGUUAUAGAGCUGACACCAACCAAUUUCAACAGGGAAGUCAUUCAGAGUGACAGUUUGUGGCUAAUAGAAUUCUAUGCACCAUGGUGUGGUCACUGCCAAAGACUGACUCCCGAAUGGAAAAAAGCUGCAACGGCAUUAAAAGGUGUUGUGAAAAUGGGGGCUGUUGAUGCAGAUAAGCACCAGUCCUUAGGAGGUCAGUAUGGUGUGAAGGGAUUUCCCACAAUCAAGAUAUUUGGUGCUAACAAGAACAAAGCAGAAGAUUACCAAGGGGGCAGAACAAGUGAAGCAAUUGUGGAUGGUGCUCUAAGUGCCCUUCGGUCGCUAGUGAAAGAUCGCCUUAGCGGCAGAGGAGGUGGAUAUAGUUCUGGAAAACAGAGUGGCCAAGACAGCGGAGGUUCAGGCAGAAAAGAUGUGAUUGAUCUGACAGAUGACACCUUUGAUAAGAACGUUUUGAACAGCGAUGAUGUCUGGCUGGUAGAGUUUUAUGCUCCUUGGUGCGGACAUUGCAAAAAUCUAGAACCAGAAUGGGCAUCAGCCGCAUCAGAAGUGAAAGAGCAAACUAAGGGGAAAGUGAAGCUGGCUGCGGUUGAUGCUACAGUGAACCAGGCGUUAGCAAGCCGGUAUGGGAUCCGUGGAUUUCCUACCAUCAAGAUCUUCCAGAGAGGAGAAGACCCUGUUGAUUAUGAUGGUGGACGGACCAGAGCAGAUAUUGUUGCUCGUGCUCUCGACCUGUUUUCAGAGAAUGCACCACCUCCUGAACUCUUAGAGAUUAUCAGCGAGGAUGUCUUGAAGCAGACAUGUGAUGCUCACCAGCUGUGUGUCAUUUCUGUCCUGCCUCAUAUUCUAGAUACAGGUAGACCAACAACAGCAAAAAACACUUGCCGCUCUUUGCUGCUACCUGUAAUACAUAUGUCUGUUUCCUGUCUUCUAAGGUGGUUGUGGACUGAAGCAGGAGCACAACCUGAUCUUGAAAAUUCCCUGGGAAUUGGAGGGUUUGGCUAUCCAGCCAUGGCAGCGGUUAAUGCUCGGAAAAUGAAAUUCGCGCUCUUGAAGGGCUCUUUCAGUGACCAAGGGAUUAACGAAUUUCUAAGGGAGCUGUCUGUUGGUCGUGGGUCCACGGCACCAGUAGCUGCAGGAGCUUUCACAAAGAUUAACACAGUAGAACCAUGGGAUGGCAAAGAUGGUGAGCUACCUGCUGAAGAGGACAUUGAUCUCAGUGAUGUAGAUCUUGAUGACUGGGACAAGGAUGAAUUGUGAGGCUGAAGACUUUUAGUUUCUUGAGAGACUUGGGGCUGUGGUUUCGCGCAUCCUCACUUUGCAUCACGUGGAAUACCGAGCAGCCUUUUUACUGACGGAGAAGCCCGUGCACGGCGGUCGGAAGCCGUGUAAAAAUGAACCGGGUUCCUCUCAAGAAGACCAUCUUAAAAAUUCUAUGAAUUUUUUUUUUGUAUCCAGUAAAAUUGCUUGUAUCUUGCGAAAACAGAUAUCUUGAAGACAACACUGAUCUUUCAUUGAAAUUCUCUCAUUUUGGCCUUUGUCCAGUUGGUAAGUACUGUUUGACCGUGACUUGAGACUUUUAUUGUAACUAAGUUCUAAAAUGUGAUCUCCCCCGCCCCAAAAGGCAGUUGCUCUAACCUUGAUUUCAGUGAAAGAAUAAAAAAAUAUUUUUGA
Molecule: messenger RNA, 1908 nt
Organism: Sphaerodactylus townsendi
Lineage: Eukaryota; Metazoa; Chordata; Lepidosauria; Squamata; Sphaerodactylidae
Gene: PDIA6
Product: protein disulfide isomerase family A member 6
Exons: 12
Coding region: 145-1494 (449 amino acids)
Biological process (GO): response to endoplasmic reticulum stress
Cellular component (GO): endoplasmic reticulum lumen
Molecular function (GO): protein disulfide isomerase activity; protein-disulfide reductase activity
Source: RefSeq, a predicted model, not a curated record